CUGUAGUUUCGCACCUUGCAGCUUGAAUUCUUUCACUUCACCCGCCAACCUCAAAUUGCAUCCCCUUGACGAACGCAUCUACCCGAGACAGCGUGUAUCCAUCGUAUGGCGCAUUGUUUCCUGUAGAUUCCGUUUCUCUUUAUUUUGGACCGUUUUGCGCGCUCAGGGACAUCGCCACGGUCGCGUUUCGAGGCUUGCCUUGGCCACCACAACUCCAAACCGAGCCUUGCCCGAGCUUCGAUAUCGACCUUGCGCAGCCGGAGACGUCAACUUCUUCCCAUCAGCGCUUCUGAUAUCCACCAACCUCAAUCAGCGACCCCUUCGCAUCAUAGCCGGAUCAGCUAUUCGCAAACAUGUCUGUCGAGGUUGCGGCCGGCACCCCGCUUGCGGAUGCUCUUAAUGUGGCCAUCCAAGGCAAAAUUGCCGAACUAGGAUGGGCCAACCCUGGCGCCGAAGGCUCAGCUAUGUCCGAGUACUUUGUACUCAUGUUGGCUAACGGCAAGACUGAGUCUGAGAUCGCCAGCGAAAUCGCCGGAGACCUAUUGGGGCUCGGCCCCGAAGACCAGACUGCUCCUGCUUUCGCGAAAUGGCUGUUUGAGCAAGUCAAUGCCCUCAGCGCUCAACUAGGGUCCGGCGCCCCGCAACAGCAUUCCGACGCCAUGGACGGGCUAAAGGAAGAAGCGACGGAUGGUUCUCUGGACGUUAGCAUGGAUUCUACACCAGACGCCGCCACAGGGUUGAAUGCACCCACUGGACCAAAGGCGAUGCGGAACGGCAAUAUUCGUGGCGGCCGAGAGAAGCGCAUGAUGGGUCAAAUCAACCGCGCACUGGACCGGACUCAUGACUCUGUUCUUCACAGAGUCCGCAACCAGUCCGGAAACGAAAGGAUCGGGAGGGGCCCACCAGCUGGGCCGAGGAUGGGCGUAGGUAGACAGCCUCGGACCACCAACGCCCGCGCUACAAACAUUUCGGUUGGUUUGGCAGGCAUGGGCAUGGGCGGUAUGCCUGGCGUCCCCCCGGCUGCUAUGAAUGGAAUGGGCGGAGUGAGUCCCGCGAACGGCGUUGGCUAUAUCGCACCGGAUAUUCUCGCCAUGAUGGAGCAACAGAACCGCAUGUUGCAGCAGAUGCAGCAACAGCUCCUUAUGCAACAAAAUAGCAUAGCACACCAGGGUGGACAUGGUCAUGGCAAACCGCCGUUCGACCGGGGCGGGAGACAGAGCCACUUUCGGCGCGGCGGGGCUCACCAUCAGCACAAUGGUCACUCACUCCAGCAAAAACCACAACAAUCCGAAGCAGGCCAAGCCGAGGCGUUAUCGCAGGGCGAAGGGGCCGAGCAGGCGAAGCGCGAAGCACCGAAUCCGGACGAGACUGUUUGCCGGUUCAACUUGCGCUGCCAGAAUAAGGACUGCAAGUUUGCGCAUCAGUCACCGGCGGCACCGCCCGGCAUUACCAUCGACCUCAAGGACGUCUGCAGUUACGGCGUCGCUUGCAAGAAUCGAAAGUGUGUCGGCCGUCACCCGUCACCAGCCACCAAGGUGGCGCACCAGAGCGAGCAGGAUUGCAAGUUCUUCCCCAACUGCGCGAACCCUCACUGCCCGUUCCGGCAUCCCACCAUGCCCGCCUGCCGGAACGGCGGCGAAUGCAAGGUGCCAAAUUGCAAGUUUACGCACAUCAAGACGCCAUGCAAGUACCGCCCAUGCACCAACCGCAACUGCCCUUUCAUGCACGAGGAGGGCCAACGGGGCACCUUCCAUGACAAGGUGUGGACUGCAGACGAGGCGAAGGAGCACGUCAGCGAGAGGAAGUUUGUUGAUGAGAGCGCUCCCGAGGAUUUGGUUCUUCCCGGGUCAGAGGAGCAUCACUUUGAUACUGGAACAGCGGAGGUCAUGAUCUAGAUUGUAUGAGCGGGGAGGACGGCAGGGGGCAACAGGAUGGGUCGGUUCAAGGAACGAGAAAAUGGAUGACAAGAUACCCUUCAGAACUGGAGACGAAUGCCUUGUGGUACAGGAACGGAUGGUAUCUGAAGGCUGUAAGCUUUGUCCUGUAUGUAUAUUACUACCACGUUACGGCGUUCAGGAGAGGAAGGGAAUGCAUUAGGUUAGAUGCACUUGGACUGGGGAAUCUGAAGGGCGGUACCUUUCUUCUGGCCACAGCUUGUUGUUUGUCCCCUAAUCACAGCGGAUGGGGGCCCAAGUAGGGUUCAGAAGCGUCUCUGGCUAGAAUUCAGGUUACAGCCGCAUGCUCUACUUGCCGU
Messenger RNA from Canariomyces notabilis, 2254 nucleotides. RefSeq lists its product as uncharacterized. Gene Ontology annotation, biological process: regulation of mRNA stability. The record is from RefSeq and is a predicted model, not a curated record. The transcript has 2 exons. NCBI's taxonomy places the organism in Eukaryota, Fungi, Ascomycota, Sordariomycetes, Sordariales, Chaetomiaceae. Gene Ontology annotation, cellular component: nucleus; cytoplasm. Gene Ontology annotation, molecular function: poly(A) binding. Bases 354 to 1895 code for a protein of 513 amino acids.